UUAUAAAGCAGAAAAGAGGAGAAAUUUCGUCUUCUUGGAUGUAAUGUUCUUUGAGGGUAUUUACUUCACUUCUCAUAGAGAAAUAGAGAAUCUGAAAGAAUCGAGAAUGGGCGGAGGAGGAUCAGUGAAGGAAGUUCAAUCAAAGACGGAGCUUGAUAAGAUUGUCGCCGAUGGAUCACCGGCGAUUUUGCACUUUUGGGCAUCAUGGUGUGAAGCUUCUAAGCACAUGGACCAAGUCUUUUCUCAUCUUUCUACUGAUUUCCCACAUGCCCAUUUUCUAAGAGUUGAAGCUGAAGAACAGCCUGAGAUAUCUGAGCUGCACUCUGUUUCUGCUGUUCCUUACUUUGUCUUCUUCAAGGAAGGUAAGGCUGUUGAUACAUUGGAAGGGGCUGAUCCUUCUAGUUUGGCUAACAAGGUUGCAAAAAUUGCUGGGUCAAUCACUCCUGGGGAACCUGCCGCUCCUGCUAGCCUAGGAAUGGCUGCAGGUCCCUCUGUUCUUGAAGCAAUUCAGGAAUUGUCUAGAGAAAACGGUGCCCCUCAAGUGUCAAGUUCUGGUCUUGAUGAUCGGCUAACAAAGCGACUUCAGCAGCUGGUUUCUUCUCAUCCAGUUCUGCUUUUCAUGAAAGGGACCCCAGAAGAACCCAAGUGUGGUUUUAGUCAGAAAGUCGUUGACAUCUUGAAGAAAGAGAAGGUCAAAUUUGGAAGUUUUGAUAUUCUGACGGACAAUGAGGUCCGUGAGGGGUUGAAGAAAUUUUCCAAUUGGCCAACAUAUCCUCAACUGUACUGCAAGGGUGAACUACUUGGUGGUUGUGAUAUUGUUAUAACUAUGCAUGAGAGUGGUGAACUUACAGAUGUUUUCAAGGAUCAUGGGGUUGGGGUCUCUGAUUCUCUUGAAACUAAACCAAAUAAAACUGCGGGUGGGAAGGGUGGCAUCUCUGAACAAUCUGGCUUGAGUACUGCCUUGACUACUCGUCUUGCAGGUCUGAUAAACUCUAGCCCAGUUAUGCUGUUUAUGAAAGGAACAGUUGAUGAACCCCGGUGUGGAUUCAGCAGAAAGGUGGUGGAUAUUCUUAAACAGGAGAAAGUGGAGUUUGAGACUUUUGACAUUCUUUCUGAUGAUGAAGUCCGUCAAGGACUGAAAGUUUAUUCCAACUGGUCUAGUUAUCCACAGCUGUACAUAAAGGGUGAACUUAUUGGUGGAUCAGACAUUGUACUGGAGAUGCAAAAGAGCGGUGAGUUUAGGAAGGUUCUAACUGAGAAGGGGAUACACCAGAAAGUAAGUCUUGAAGACCGUUUAAAGAAUCUACUGAACUCCUCACCUGUAAUGCUCUUUAUGAAGGGUACACCAGAUUCUCCAAGGUGUGGUUUCAGCUCGAAGGUGGUUAAUACCUUGAAGGAGGAAGGGGUUGAUUUUGGAUCCUUUGAUAUUCUAUCCGAUGAAGAAGUGAGGCAGGGAUUAAAGACCUUCUCCAACUGGCCAACUUAUCCGCAGCUGUAUUACAAAGGCGAACUGGUAGGAGGAUGUGAUAUCAUCCUGGAAUUACAUAGCGGGGGUGAACUCAAGUCAACAUUAUCUGAAUAGAAGAAUCCC
Solanum verrucosum is the source of this 1591-nucleotide messenger RNA. Its product is annotated as monothiol glutaredoxin-S17. Bases 44 to 1582 code for a protein of 512 amino acids. Lineage: Eukaryota; Viridiplantae; Streptophyta; Magnoliopsida; Solanales; Solanaceae. The transcript has 3 exons. The record is from RefSeq and is a predicted model, not a curated record.